Colius striatus (speckled mousebird) is the source of this 1553-nucleotide messenger RNA. RefSeq names its product proline rich 11 (gene PRR11). The record is from RefSeq and is a predicted model, not a curated record. Gene Ontology annotation, cellular component: cytoplasm; nucleus. The transcript has 11 exons. Bases 471 to 1553 code for a protein of 360 amino acids. Lineage: Eukaryota; Metazoa; Chordata; Aves; Coliiformes; Coliidae.
CACCCUCCCCCCCCGCUGAGAGGCAAUGGACUCGCCUGAGAGCGCUCUGCUCUACGCCGCGCACCCCCAACCCCCCACGAUGGAGAAAUGAAACGGAUGGGACCGGUCCGGCCGCGCCCCUCAACGGCCCCUUUUCCCCCACCACGGAGAGCAUCAAACGCGCCCGGCGCGGAACCCGCCCCCCGCCCCCCCAGGAUGGACAGCCCCAGUUCCCACAGCCUCUCCUCAUAAGGAAGAUGCUCCAGUCCCCUGAUCAUCUUGGUGUCCCUGCGCUGGCCUCUCUCUAGAAGUUACCUGUCCCUCCUGUUGCCAUUCUGCAGGACAGAGGGCCAGGCAUCUAUCAACAGCCAGCACAUGAACCUUGUUUCAUUCUCCCCGAAGGCCAGAUGUUUGUUCCACUUAAUCAUGGGGUUCAGAUGAUUGCUCAGUAGGAACUUAGGAAACUUUUUUACCUUGUUAUUUCAACAACGAUGGCAAAAUGUAAGAAACGCAGACGACAACGGAGAGCCAGGGCAAAAUUUCUACUGGGAAAAAAAGCAGAUGCUGCAAAACCCCAGGGCACAGGUUGUCCUUCUCUACGGUCAGCAGGUGAUCUUCCUCUGAACACAUCAUCUGUCCCAAGCCAUCUGUCCUCAUUCUGGUCAUCAGCCUUGCCCAGUCUAAAAAAUGUGGUGAACCACUUUAGGACAACAGUGUUAUUUCUGUGUUGUUGGUGCCAGAAUACAGUUGCACAGGGUUUUAUGGUGAUUAAAGACACCGUAUUUCCAUCACAAACCUACUUAAGAGAGCUAAAUAGGCUCAGAGAGCAGCUGAAGAAGCUGGAAACUGAAUUUUCCAGACUAGAAGGAGCACUCCAGAUGAAUGGAACUGCAGCCUUGUCUUCAGAAAAUUCUCUUUGUCAAAGGUGUAACAAAGCAGGUCUGGGUGCUGCUGUACAAAUGCCCAUAGGUCAGCCAUCGUCACUACCUGGCCCUUCCACAACACAGCUGCAGCCUGUAUCUGCACCCCCACCACCACCACCUCCUCCUCCUCCUCCACCACCACCACCACUGCCUCCACCACAACUGCCCCCAGCACCUCUCCUCCUCAAAGUGGGCCAUGCCUCUAAAGCCCUUCUGGCACCAUCACUAAAACCUGAGGGGCCAGCACAGAUCACUCUCAAAGAUCUCCUGAAUGUGAAACUGAAGAAGACAGAUAGCAACCUGAGAAUGGGCAAGGCAGAACCACUGGUGGGGACACGCAGGGCGUUAGUCACAGUCUCAGAUUUACAGAGCAUUACUCUGAGACCAAAACGCAAGCUGCCAGCUCACCUUACAAACUCCUCCAUUACCUCUCCUGAAAAGCAGUUAGAUCUUCGAAAACAUCUGAAGAAAGUCAACAUACAAAGAAGCCCUGGAGGCACUCCACUGAGUAGCAAAGAAAACAUUGACUGUGGCUCUGGGCUGACACCAAUCAUGACGCGGGCACUACGGCGCAAGUUUCAGACAGCUCAUCCCCUGAGCCCCUCUCCUACCCGGCUGAGUGCUGCCAACAGCUUUGAGGAACACGGGUAG